This is a messenger RNA of Panthera uncia (snow leopard), 4165 nucleotides long. RefSeq names its product Rho GTPase activating protein 28 (gene ARHGAP28). The transcript has 18 exons. The record is from RefSeq and is a predicted model, not a curated record. Bases 128 to 2371 code for a protein of 747 amino acids. Gene Ontology annotation, biological process: regulation of actin filament polymerization; signal transduction; regulation of small GTPase mediated signal transduction. Gene Ontology annotation, cellular component: cytoplasm. NCBI's taxonomy places the organism in Eukaryota, Metazoa, Chordata, Mammalia, Carnivora, Felidae. Gene Ontology annotation, molecular function: GTPase activator activity.
AUAGGGCUGCCCCGCGGGCGGGGCCGGCUUCCCGGGGCGCCCCUGACAGCUGCGGGAGCUAGCCCCUACCUAGGAGCUGGACCGGCCACACCACCCCUCUGGUGACCCGGCCCCGGUGCGCUGGUCCAUGCUGGUCCCCGCCUUUGUUCUCGGGCCGGAGCGGGGACAUGCACGGCUGACGAUGGAAGUGGAGGACUCGGGCGGCGUGGUGUUGACCGCCUACCACUCGUACGCUCGCUCUCAGCCGCCCAGCUCCGAGCCGCGCUGUGCGCCCAGGGCCGCCGCCAGCCACCCGGGCAGCAGAAAAUCUAUUCCUCGCUGCCGAAGAAUUAACAGAAUGCUCUCCAAUGAGUCCCUACAUUCGCCUGCAUUUAACCGUUCCAACUCACAAGCCUCCAUAGACAGCACCUCCAUGGAGGACUUCUUGCGGGAAAUAGAAAGCAUUAAAGAGAGUAGCAUGAGAGCACAGGAAGAGCAGAUACCAGCUGAGGUCAAGCCUGUGGAUGAAGGAGAACUCGAAGCAGAGUGGUUGCAAGAUGUGGGUUUAUCAACCUUGAUCUCGGGUAAUGAAGAGGAGGAUGGCAAAGCCUUGCUCUCUACGCUGACUCGAACCCAAGCAGCUGCAGUGAAAAAGAGAUACAAUACUUACACUCAAACCAUGAGAAAAAAGAACAAGCAAUCUGUUAGGGAUGUCAGAGACAUCUUUGGAGUCAGCGAAUCUCCUCCAGGUGAUACCUGUGACAAUCAUACUGCUCAGUUGGAUGGUCCCCAGGAGGAAAAAGAGCUGCCAGGAGUUAUGAAAACAAGUGAUUCCUUGCCAGAUGAUGCUUCUCUCAACAGUACCGCCCUGUCAGAUGGGUCCCCAGAUGAAGAAGGGAGUUUUACAGUUCCCAGGAGUGGCUCUGUGUCUAUACUUGAGACCAUUCCAGCUCUACCAGUUCAUUCCAAUGGAUCUCCAGACCCUGGACAGUCAGUUCAGAAUGCAGUGAGUGAUGAUGUUUAUCUGGAAAAGAACAUUCCACCAGAAACUGAAGAGCUGUCCUUCGAAGUAUCUUAUUCAGAAAUGGUUACAGAAAUUCCAAAAAGAAACAAAUUUAAGAAGUCCGAAUUUAAGAAAGAGGACUUCGCCUUAACUAAAUUUAUUGUCCAGAAAACCAGAUUCGGUCUAACUGAAGCAGGAGACCUGUCUUCUGAAGAUAUGAAGAAGAUCCGCCAUCUGUCUCUGAUUGAACUGACUGCCUUUUUUGAUGCCUUUGGAAUCCAACUGAAAAGAAACAAAACUGAGAGAGUAAAAGGACGAGACACUGGAAUUUUUGGAGUUCCGCUCACAGUCCUGUUGGACAAUGACCGAAAGAAGGAUCCUGGGGUGAAGGUUCCCCUGGUGUUGCAAAAAUUUUUUGAGAAAGUUGAGGAAUCAGGCCUGGAAUCUGAAGGAAUUUUUCGACUUUCUGGAUGUACCGCCAAAGUCAAGCAAUACCGUGAAGAACUGGAUGCCAAGUUUAAUUCUGAUAAAUUUAAAUGGGACAGAAUGUGCCAUAGAGAAGCUGCAGUAAUGUUGAAAGCAUUUUUCAGAGAACUACCCACCUCUCUCUUCCCCGUGGAAUAUAUACCUGCCUUCAUCACUCUAAUGGAAAGAGGGCCUCCCAUCAAAGUACAGUUUCAAGCUUUACACCUCAUGGUCAUGGCCCUGCCCGAUGCCAACAGAGACACAGCUCAGGCCCUCAUGACAUUCUUCAAUAAAGUGAUUGCCAACGAAUCAAAAAACCGAAUGAGUGUAUGGAACAUUUCUACUGUAAUGGCACCAAACCUUUUCUUCAGUAGAAGCAAACAUUCUGAUUAUGAAGAACUACAGUUAGCAAACACUGCAGCCCACAUCAUCCGCCUAAUGCUUAAAUACCAAAAGAUUCUGUGGAAGGUUCCAUCUUUCCUAAUCAUGCAAGUCAGAAGAAUGAACGAAGCUACGAUGCUGUUAAAGAAGCAGCUCCCAAGUGUCAGAAAGCUGCUGAGGAGGAAGACCAUAGAACGAGAGGUUAUAAGCCCCAAGACUUCAAAGGUACUACAAAAAUCACCCUCUUCAAGAAGAAUGUCUGACGUGCCGGAAGGAGUCAUAAGGGUCCAUGCUCCACUUCUCUCUAAGGUGUCCAUGGCCAUUCAACUCAAUAGUCACACCAAAGCCAAAGACAUACUGGCAAAAUUUCAAUAUGAGAACAGUUAUGGUUCAUCAGAAUGCAUUAAGAUUCAGAACCAACGGUUAUAUGAAAUUGGAGGAAAUAUAGGGCAGCAUUGCUUGGAUCCAGAUGCUUAUAUAUUGGAUGUAUAUCACGUCAAUCCUCAAGCAGAGUGGGUGAUUAAACCCCAACCAAGUUUUUGAAACACCCUCCAGGAUGGCAGCUAUCAUGUAUCACAUGCCAAGAAGAUUCUGCAUGUGGUAGGGAAAAAAACAAGACUACUUUUGACAUGUUUGCUCCAAUAACUCUCUUGGUGUUUCUCAGCCCAAGUGGUGUCUCCCAGCGUUGUCAACAUGAACCAUGGAGGAGGCACUGGUUGGCUGUUUGAGCUGGGGCUUUCUCCUAUGAUUCCUUGAUAAGAGUGAAGGAAAGAUGAUGCGAUCCUUCCAGAAGAAAGGCCAAUCUAGUAUGUGGAACUCUAAUCAUUUCUAGUACUUUGGUUUCAUAUCAGAAAUGAAUUUGGCCCUAUACCUAGAGAUAAGAAACACUUCUUUAUGUAGCAAAUGCUACCAAAGACAAGAGGUAGAAGAGAAUUGUUUUCAUACCUGUGUUAUAUACAUAGGUGGACCUUUUUGAACAAGAAUGCCAGAAAUAUCAAUAAUUUUUGCUCUGUAAAAUAAUCCAGAUCUACUUUUCAAAGGGAAUCGGUUCCUAAAGUUAUGCAUACAAUAUUUAUGCUCUGACUUGCUCCCAAAUUGGAGGAGGGCGAACUCCUGUUGAAGGAACACUGUAUUGUUAUGUAUGUUGUACUGUAUUAUAACUAUCAGCAUUCUGGUGCAAAUGACCAUUUCUCUAUUGUGGACUAUUGAAAAUUGAUAUUUUUAAAGCUUCUUUUCUGAUGAGCACUGGUCCGUAUAGCAAAGGUUAGUCUGAAAGAGGGUGUCCUUAUUCUUUCGUAACCUUCUGCGUGGUUAAUAGUCACAGAACCACUAUUUUCUCCUCAUGAUUCUGGUGCUCAACGAAUAGCUUUCUCUGUGCCAGACACAGAUUUCCUUUCCUGAUCAAACAUAUCAUUUUUUAUAUUUCACAACUGUAGAUAGUCACUUCUGCCACCCCAGUUUAAAAAUAUAGAACUGCCUUUAUCCAACUGUUCUUUAUCCAAGAAUACUGAAAAAUAGUGUCAUAUCCAGAUUUUAUAUGCUGUAAAAGCAUAUUUUGUUUCUGUUCAUCAACCAUAGACAUGGCCAAGCACUGUGGACUAGCCUCAGGCUUUAAAAUCAGAUGCAGCUUUGGUGAGCUGGAAACUGUCUCACUGUGAAGAUCCUGUGGAAGCAUUUUCCAGACCGGCACUUGGUGAGAACAUACAGUUCUCCAUGAGCUAAUGGAGAACAAAUCUGAAAUGUGCCAAGGGGUCAGACGGCUCCGCCUUUCAUCUUGAGACUGCAGAUACAGUUCUUCUAGGGUCAGUAGAAUUGGGGACAGAAAUCUCAUUUAUCCCACAUGCAUGCUUUGGAUUAGAAUCGACAGAUUGAGAUGUUGAUGAAUUUGUAUCAAUUUUAAUGAGAUUUAAUGCCCAGAUGACUCUCUUUUGCAGUUCAAACAAUAAAGUUGCUCACAGAUACAGAAGACAUUUCAUCUACUUACCAAUUCUCAAAACGUAAUAUGAUGAUAACUGAAGCCCAUGUAUAGAAGAAAUCUUUUAUAUGCUGCAUUAUGCCUUGAUAUCUCUUAAAACAUUGUUUGUAUUCACCAUGUAGAUAAUUGUGUUUCUGGCCACUAAUAUUUUGUUAUAUUUUUAUAAAAAACUCAAAUAUCCAUUCAUUUUAUUUGUUUGAGAAUUUUUAUUUCCUGUGCCUGAAAACCCAUUUUGAGAUAAAUGCGUUUUAUCACUUUUUAUUUAUUCCUACAUUUCAUCAGUUUUCCAUGGUUGGCUAAUCAAUGGCAUGCAAGUUUACAUAAUGAAUUUCAAGAGUCCAAAAAAAUGCUCUCAUCAUUUU